AUAGAAAUUGUCCCGGUAUUUCUGAUGUUUGUCUAUUGACCUCUAUACCUGUGCGUAGGCUUUAUUUAGUGUUUGAACAGGUGUGGAUGAAAGCCCCACUGGAGAGGAGAGAGAGGUGCUGUCCUCUGACUAGACAGUGAUUCACCUUCCCCUGGUGUUGGGAGCAUGGCUUUGGCCAGAUGUCUCCUGCUGAUGUUCUGGAACUGAUCAAAGGUAUGCAGUUCAAACCGCCAGUCUGUGGUGACAACCAUGACAGUGGCGUGUUCUAGCCGCCGUCUGAUCCGAUAAGCAGUUAGCGGGGUGUGUCAGGUGAUGCGUAGCUCCGGAUUAAUUGACACACCUGUGUUUCAUUCACAUCAUAGACAGUCAGUCCUCAUCAUGAUCAACUCACCAGAGAUCCUUCAACACCGGGGCCACAGCUGGGCUGCUUGGGAAAGGUGUGGAUGAUCUUUAAGAGUAUGCACAGCAACGAGUCAGUCUGGGCCCACUGUGAGUCAUGUGACUGCUGAGGAAGGAGGGGGGAACAGCAGGAUAGGAGAGAGAACUUCACCAGACUAAGGUGAGACCCCCUUACCUGCUGAGUGCAGUCCUCUCUCGCCUUCCCACCCAUCACCUGCAUCUCACCUGAGCUCCUCCUGAGUCUCCAUGUCAACCUUCAUCUUAGGUAUCCUUCUGGAUCGAGAGUCAAUGUAUGGCUGAUGACUGCAAUUCAUCCCUCAGAAUUGAUGGUGGAAGAUUCUGUGAUUUCUUUCAUUCUGGAUAUGGUGAUGUACUUCAUUAACAGCCCUAUUUGAUUUCACUCUGGUAAAGAAGCCUCAAAACUUGACUCUGCUCCAUUUUGUGCCAACCUCAACAAGAAUGUUUACUCUGAUGUUGUGAAGUGCUCCUGAGAUACGUCCAAUUGUUUUGGUAUCAGACUGUCCCCUUUAUACCAGUGGAUUGACACUUAAGACUCUGGACUCCUCUAAGAGCUUUUGGAUAAUGUUUGGCCCUGGGCAGUUGGUCUCCACUCUUCUACCUGCGGUCUUCCACUCCUCCGCAGCUCACUUCUUCCCUGCGUUCCCCACCAGACUGGGCUCCCCUCCACAGAUCCUGAUCCCUGGGCCCCUGAUCAGCUAUGAGUCCCUGCGGAGUUACUUGCAACCAGAGCCCUGCAAAGAGGCUCUGUUCCUGGCCACACAGGCAGCUGGGAUGGGGCAGUUCACGGCCAGCAUGGAUGAACAGAGGCCAGUGAAGCAGCGUCGUGCGCGGGCCAACUACAGCAGCUGGCAGCUGGAGGAGCUAGAGAAGACCUUUGAGACCACCCACUACCCUGACGUCUUCAUGAGGGAAGCCCUGGCCCUCAGACUGGACCUCAUCGAGGCCAGAGUGCAGGUGUGGUUUCAGAACCGCCGGGCUAAGAUGCGGAGGCAGCUGAAGUUGCAGGGCCAGCUAGGAGAGCCAUUUCCCAGGAAGAACAAUGCUGAGGACACAACAGACAAACCCAACAAGAGCUUACCGGAGCUAGAGAACUCUGACGGCGAGCACUGGGUGAGGAGGCAGGAGAAAGGAAGCUAUCCCUGGACUAAAGUACCUCGUUCUGCUGUGGUGACCACCCCCAUACAGGGUAUGAUUCAGGGGCCAGCAGGGGAAUGGGAGGGGAUGGAGGGGCCCAGUCCAGAAGAGUUCCGCUGCUGUAGCAUUGCCAAGCUGAGGGCCAAGGCCAGGGAGCACGAGGCUGAGAUCCACAGCACUGUGGCCAGGUCAGGAGGAGGAGAGACAUCAGCACUGCAGACACAAACACAGAACACUGACGACAGAGAGAGCAACUGAUAUGGCUCUUUCUCUAUGCAUGGCUUUGCAAACAGGUCCCUAAGACCUCAUUAUGGUUGAGGCAACUUGCCUAAAUACCCCAUCCUUGGUUUUAUUCAUUCUGUUAUUCAAUGAGGAUAUGAACUAACAUUUACAAAAGGUGCUGAUUUUUUGUUUAAUAUUAUAUGAAUGUAUUGUGUUUUGAAAUACCAUUAUUUUUCUGUACUGGACAACUUUUUCUAUCAACAAUCACGCUAAACGUGUAUUUUAAAUGCUCAGACUAGGAAGAGGUGAAUGCUUUCCAAAAUAUAUAGUAUAUCCAUAAUAACAUCUUAUAAAUAUAUAGUAUAUCCACAGCAACAUCUUAUAAAUAUGUAGUAUAUCCACAGUAACAUCUUAUAAAUUAAUAGUAUAGCCAUAGUAACAUCUUAUAAAUAUAUAGAAUAUCCAUAGUAACAUCUUAUAAAUAUAUAGCAUAUCCAUAGUAACAUCUUAUAUAUAGUAUAUCCAUAGUAACAUCUUAUAAAUAUAUAGCAUAUCCAUAGUAACAUCUUGAAAUAUUAUCCUUAAUGUUUCUUUACACUUUGGCUGAACAAUUUCAGUUUCUAUCAUGAACUAUCUUGAACUCUUGAACACAUGAAACAAAGAUAACAUUGUUAUCGUUUCACAUUCCCCACUGAGGUGGUUCAUUUUAUUUCACCUUUAUUUAUCCAGGUGAGUCAAUUCAGAAUAAAUUCUUUAUUUAAUAAAUUCAUGAUUUUUCACACCUAAAUAAAGCUGUACAUAAUAGAUGUAAAACUCUGAUAUACAGUCCUGACCUUCAUCCAUCACCUCAGGAUCUUUAGAUAUUCUGCUGUAUUACUGGUGACUAAAUGCUCUUACAUUAUCCAUCAGAUUAGGGUCAAAAUCAAAAGAGGAAACGCUCUGAUGACUUCUCAAUGAUCUCAUCGAUGACAAGCCCAACCCUGGCCGGGGCUAUCCUGUUACCUUCACUGCAGACCGAGAGGCAGGAUGUCUGCGUGCUGCCACAGGCCCUCGCAGGAAACAAUGGAAGUGGCUGAAAAAUGACUGCCCCCAAUGACAGGAACGCCUUCUGAAGAUUACGAGGCAAAAACAUUUG
Molecule: messenger RNA, 2911 nt
Organism: Salvelinus fontinalis (brook trout)
Lineage: Eukaryota; Metazoa; Chordata; Actinopteri; Salmoniformes; Salmonidae
Product: paired mesoderm homeobox protein 2-like
Exons: 4
Coding region: 982-1812 (276 amino acids)
Biological process (GO): regulation of transcription by RNA polymerase II
Molecular function (GO): RNA polymerase II transcription regulatory region sequence-specific DNA binding; DNA-binding transcription factor activity, RNA polymerase II-specific
Source: RefSeq, a predicted model, not a curated record